Molecule: messenger RNA, 6494 nt
Organism: Pecten maximus
Lineage: Eukaryota; Metazoa; Mollusca; Bivalvia; Pectinida; Pectinidae
Product: protein-lysine N-methyltransferase EEF2KMT-like
Exons: 8
Coding region: 39-1412 (457 amino acids)
Source: RefSeq, a predicted model, not a curated record
AGCCAAUCAAAAUCAAGCUUACAAAAGAAACAAGAAAUAUGGCUGCCUCCAUGAACACAACUUUGUCUUUGGAAGAAAACAUUUUAAGAGAUAUUACAACUCAGUUUUUCGAGAUGGUACCAAUAAGGCGAAUGAAAUGGAAGACAACACCAUCGAUAGAUGAUAAAGAUAUAUCCCCAGACAUGCAGAGGGCUGUCCUGAAGGCCACCGUUCAACAUGCCACAUGUAAGCAGUAUCCGCCAUCUCUCAGCUAUCAGCGUGCAUUCGUUAAAAGCAUCUUACAUAAGCUUGAAGAUAUUGAUGCCGAUAUCUGUGAUGAAAUCUAUGAAACAUACUCAGAUCUUCUACAACAAAAGGAGGAAGAGGAUGAUACACUAUGUUACAAAACUUAUACAUUGGUAUGUAUUGAGCUAAGGGUUAUGGAGAGUGUCCCCUGGCAUGUACUUUUUCGUCAGGAUGAGAAAUGGGUUGCUGAAAUCGAUUGGGAAACAUCCGAGAUGGAUGUUUGGGAUAUAGCUCCGACUUUCAUCUUGCUGCAGGCAGCCUUACAUUUAGCAGAAUGGUGUUCUGAAAACAGCAAAUUCUUAGAAAACAAGCGUGUGAUGGAGUUAGGCAGUGGACUUGGACUCACCGGGAUCACCGUUUGUAGAAAGUGCCAGAUGAAGUCGUACACUUUCAGUGACUGUCACCAUCAGGUGCUUUAUCUUCUAAUGAAGAACAUUGAGACUAACUUUGCCAAACACACAUAUCUCUCACAACCGACCUUCACACCAAGCGAUAUAUUCCCCUCCACAUCCAAAGAGUGCACAGACAAAAAAGACGGACGUAUGAUGAAAUCAAUCCGGCGCCAGUUGAGUGUAAACGCUGAGCCCUCCAAUCCCUGUAAUGUGAGCAUGUGUUCCGAUAUUAUGGAGAUUAGCUAUACUUCUACUGCCUCAUCGUCUUACGAUGAUGAAAACAGUGAGGACAUAUUCGCUGAUCAGAAUGAUUUUCAUAUCGAGUCUCAGAACUGGGUUAUGGAUGAGUGUCUCCCUGGCAUGUACUUCUUCAGUCAGGAUGAGAGAAUCAGGUUGCUGAAAUACGAUUGGGAAACAUCCGAUGAUAGGAUGCUUUGGGAUAUAGCUCCGGACAUCAUACUUGCUGCAGAUGUUGUAUAUGAUAAGUCCAUUAUGCCUGCCCUGGUCUCUGUGUUGCGGAAGCUGCUGUCCCUUGAGAUUGAGAAUGGCCAGAGAGCCACUGCGUUUGUAGCAUCUACCAUCAGAAAUGAGGACACAAGGGACCACUUUCUCAUUGUGUUGGCCAAUGAAGGACUCACAUAUGAAAUCCUUGAUUCCCCGAAGAAGAGGAUGUUCCAUUACGAGGACACAAUUCCAAUUGAGAUUCUCAAAAUUCAGUGUCCUGCUGGAAGUUGAUACAGAGAUCCUCAUUGGAUAGAAUCCUGUGGAACAUAUCUAUUGUCUUGUUAAGUGAUUUCACUUUUUAAAAAAAGUUCUGAAAUAUAUUGUGUGUAACAAGUAACUAACUGUGUGUAAAAAGACAGUAAUUGUAAAGUUUAUCGGAGAGAAAUGAUCUUGAUUUUCAUUUAUCAGGGUUGUUUUAUUUGACUGCAUGUAUAAAGAAAAUGGAGGGUCUUGCAUGAUCUCUGGUAAUAUGUCCAUGUCUGGUAAUAAGCCCACCCAUGUCUUGCAAAAACCCUAGUGUUGGCUAUUCCAUUCUCCUUCAAUAAGCCUGCUUCCUACUAUGAGUAAAAAGUCAUGUGUUUAGCUUAACAAUGCUAAGGCAAUCAAUUGUCAGGCCAGUUGUUUGAUAAAUGAUAAGUUACUCUAAAGACCUUUAAUUUUGUGUAUAACAUUCCGUGAUAACAGUGUAUCUGUCUGGAAUGUAUUUGCAGGGGUUUAAGUUCAUGAAUCACUUCACAUUACCACACGAACGACUAGUGAAAGUUGGAGUGUAUGAUAAAAACCUCAAAAUAUUUGCGAGAUGCAAAAGUUUAUAAAUUUUGAUGCAUUUGCAAAAUUAGAAAAAUAAAAACCUUUGUGAAUGAUAUUUACUGUUACAGUAAUAAGUUGGUUUAAUAAUAUCAUGAUUGCCUAUGAAAUUUUUUUAAUAUAUCAUGUAAUUUGAUUUACUUUGCUUAAAAUAUUGUGUUCUUUGAUCAGUUUCCAAGAUAUCACAGUUUUAGAUAUGCAAACUGAUCAUAAUGUAGAUUUUUCUUACAAAAACUUUUCUGGUUCCAAGGCUUGACAAAAAAAUAAACUGUUUUGGUUCUAAGCUCCGAGCGGCUUGACGGGUUCUAAGCUCCGAGUGGCUUGACAAAUAAGUUGUUGAAGUAGUGUCUUCACUGUUUGAUAUCAUGAUAAGGAGAUGUUCAUUUAUACAAUACAGUAUUAAAAUUCUGGUUCCAAAGACUUGAACUACAGUACAUGUACUUAAACUAAUAAGGCGGGCCCUGGAUAUGCAGGUGGGCUAUGAUAAUUGUCCGUCCAUUUACUUUCGUUUUAAGGAACUGUCUCGUAAAUCAGAAGUCUAAAACUACUGAAAUUUUCUCUAGCUUAAUGGUAUAUUACAGCUAGUAUUUAUCAGGGUUACAAAUUAAUACAGUGUUCAGUGUAGAUAUACAGUGCUAUGUAAAUGUUCAAUAGGGUUUAAACAAAUUAUAAAGGUCAAGGUCAUUGUCAUAUUCAUUGUCUAUGAAAAAUAGAACAUGGAGAUAUAUUUAUGCAUUUUGUCAAGUUGUGGGUCUUUUACUACACACAACUGCAAGGUAAUCUGUUGGAAUGUUUAAUUAGAUAAUUUUGUUUCAAUAUGAUUUUCAAUGAGAAUAUUAAGAAAUGAGGAAUCAUGAUUUGUAAUUUUCUUGCCAAACCUAGUUAUUGCCAUAUUAAAUAUAGUUCCACUGUUGUUAUCUCCCUUUAUUAGUCAUACCAUCUCCAGUCCCUGUGACUGUUGUAUGGGUAUGGAUAUUUAUAUAUGGUACAAUAUGGCGGUACAUUAAAUCACAUAUGGCCAAAAAUUAACAUUUUCCGUGCAUAAACAUCUAAUUUUAUAACAAUUUUGUGAAUUUAUAUUUUUCAGGAGCGUGCUUUAAUUUUUUUGUAAAGAUUUUCCUUCCACUUAAAUAUCUUACCCUGAUACAGUUUAGUAGAUAGUCAAAAAUCAAGGAAAUAUCGUAGAUUUAAUCAGCCUAUUUUUGUGAAUCUCUAUCCAGUACUUGAUUUUAUAAGAUUACAGGUACCAGUCACAAUUUUCUCUAUUAGCUUAUUGGAUUUCAGGUAUCAGCAAUUGGUUCGUACAUGUUGGGUGUUGAAAGUUACUGAAUAUUGGUGACACUUGCUACAUGUUUUAAGCUACUGAUACAAAUGUAUGCUAGUCACAGGUAGUGGUUACAAUUUACUUUUUUUAUAGAUCUGCUGUUACACUGACCAUUAUUAAAGAUUUAAUAGGAAUUUUUAAGUAGUUGCUGUAGAUACAGCCAUCUUCAUUAUUUUCUGCACCCUGUCAUCGUCUGGCUUUGGAAACAGGCUGAAUACAUUUAUUUUAUUGUAUUUCUAUUUAGCAACCAACCUGAAUGAAAAUAAAUUGUGACUUAUCCCUGUGGUACCAAUUAGGUUGUGAUUCCGUUGCUGAUUGAUAUAAUUUCUGUGUUUGUCUUUUAUUGUCACUGUAUAAAUCUUGUUGUAGUCUACUUGUAGAUUUGUAGAACAUAUACAUGAACACCCCACCAUGACACCAGAACAAUGGAUGUGCCAUAAUGUGUUUUAUAGCGAAUCGAGUACUGUAUAUCAGCUAUAUUUUUCCUUUUUGCAUGAAAGGUUUUUGGUAUCAUAUGAUUAUGUGAUAAAUAUUCUUUAAGUCUGUGAUAUGUUUUGAUAAACUUAAUAUUCCAUUCCCACUUUCAGCUUUAAAUAACGUACAAUUAUCAUAUGAGUGCUUCAACAAACAAACAUGUAAUCAAAUGUAUUUAUUGUCAUAUGUCAUUCAUUUCAAAUUCAACAAUACGGUACAUGUUUAUGGGUACAUUUGUACGCAUCAUCGGAUGCCCACGGCAGAUUGCACUAUGCUUUGCUACACUUAGUGUAGCAUAGCUAAGUGCAAUCAACCGUGAGUGAAUGGUUUAGCAUAGCGUAGUGCGGUUGGUAUAAGAGAUGAUUUGUAUAUAGCUUCUGGGUUUUUUCCACGUAAAUGGCUGAAGCCUUGAAUCAAGGUUUUUUUCUACUAAAAUAUACAUUAUACAUUACAUAUUAUAGUUUAAGAAUAGAUUAUGUAAAAAUUCCUUAAUAUAUACAAUGUAAGGAUAUUUCUCCAAUGUAUAAGGCCAAUCAUAUUUUAUUUUUUUUAUACAAGUGUAGUUUUGAUUAUUUUCAGGAAACACGCCUGUAAGUCUAUGGAAAGUGCUUGUUUAUUAUUAACUAAAUUUCUCCAUUGUAUUUCAUAAAUCAUAUGGGAGUCAAUAUUUCCCAACAGAAUGAAAUCAAUCUAGUCACUCCUAAUGCAUAAUUAUUUGGCUUGCUGAUUUGUAAGUAGAUAUGUGUUCUAAUGAUGUCCUCGCAAUACGCUACAAAAUAAAACAGCAUCAUGUUGAAUAGACUGCUCAAAACAGUUCUACCAUUUUCUGUCAUUAUCUGGCAAAAAUGGCCUUUAAAACUGUUAUCAAUGGUGCAUUUCAACAAAAUUUUAUUGUAUGUAGCACAAGCAGGUUUAAGUGCUGCAAAUUCACCAAUAAUACCACCCUUAUUUUGUUAUUCUGUUAUUCUCCAAUUAGCCCACAAUUUACUUUGUUAUUGUGUUGCCCUACAAUAAGCCCACACCCUAAUUUGUUAUUCCGUUGCCCUACAAUAAGCCCACACCCUACUUUGUUAUUCCAUUGCCCUACAAUAAGCCUCACCCUAAUUUGUUAUUGUGUUACCCUACAAUAAGCCCACACCCUACUUUGUUAUUCCAUUGCCCUACAAUAAGCCCACACCCUAAUUUGUUAUUGUGUUGCCCUACAAUAAGCCCACACCCUACUUUGUUAUUCCAUUGCCCUACAAUAAGCCCACACCCUAAUUUGUUAUUGUGUUGCCCUACAAUAAGCCCACACCCUACUUUGUUAUUCCAUUGCCCUACAAUAAGCCCACACCCUAAUUUGUUAUUCCAGUGCCCUACAAUAAGCCCACACCCUACUUUGUUAUUCCAUUGCCCUACAAUAAGCCCACACCCUACUUUGUUAUUCCGUUGCCCUACAAUAAGCCCAUCCCAUAAUUUGUUAUUCUGUUGUUCUUCAAUAAGCCAAUCCUCUACUUUGAAUCAAAUCUUAUUAUCAUCUGCAAUCCUAGGCAGAUCACAGGAUGAAUAUAAUUAUAAGGUCAAUGUUUAUUUUUUCCUUACAAAUUAGUAAGCCAACAGGCCUACUACAGUGUUUAUGGUAAUGACGGUAGAAACUUCAGGCCAAGUGUUAAUUAAUUGACUCUUUUUUUUUUUAGUAUUCUGUUGUGUCACUUUUGAUAAUAGCCUAUAUGACUUGUAUUACUGAAUGUACUGUUGUUGAUUGCAUGGCCACUUGAUUGAUGUACAUCAUAUUACAAAAGUUACUUUUUAAGAAAUUAAGAAAAGUUUACAAAUAUUUUAUUGUUUGCUGUUUUCAUUUGAUCACUUCAAAUCCUUAAACAUACAAAAUUUGUUUUGAAUUUUGACUUUAAUACUUUUUGAAAAUAUCCUUUUAAAUAUAUUGUAGCCCUAGGUUGACCAUGCUUUGAACUGCUGGGUCCAAAUGGACAGAAUCAUUUGGUUGGGAUUAGAAAAAGCAUUGGUCAUUUCUCUAUUAAAAACAAAGAUGUUUGUAAAAAUACUUGGUUAAUGUCAGAAAGACAAAACGGUUUUAGUCAUGAUUUUUUUUAUACAUAUACCCAGGUACUUAAAUAUUUAUUAAGGACGAGAUCCUCAGUGCGCUGUUUUGUAUCUCAAACAAUGAAGAAUUCCUAUUUUCUUAUUUAACUUUCCUUGCCUUUUUACUGUAAAGCGAAUACCAGUAUACAGAAAGAUAUAUAUGCAUAAACCUUUGUUUUUCUCACAAUAGAUAUAUUGAAUCGCUGAGCUGUUUAUCGUGAAAAUGGGAAAUCAUCUGUUAUGCUGUCAGUUACCUUUGGUAUAUGUAUAUACAUUGUAAAAGGUUUUUAAAAUUUAAAGUUUUGAGCAACAUUGCUAAUAGAAGUUAUUUCAAAAAGAUAAAAUGCCCUAAAAAGGAUAUAACAGUCUGUAGGAAAUAACAAAAUAACAGAUACAUUUGUAAUUAACUUCUCACAGGACAAUAUAAAGAAAAAUGGACUUUCUACUUUAACAUUGGGUGUGAACCACUUUUGAUGAAAAUGUUAUGGAUGUGUUCAUAGGUGUGCAAUGUACACGAUAUAGUAAGGAAAUGCAUACAUUGUAAUUUGUAUUUGUAAUAAUAUUCAUUAAUGUGCUGAGCAGUUUGUGCUGCAAGCAAUCUGAAAUAAAAAAAAUGAUAAUAGAUGGAU